Messenger RNA from Clupea harengus (Atlantic herring), 3241 nucleotides. It is a transcript of the gene kdm1b, whose product is annotated as lysine demethylase 1B. The record is from RefSeq and is a predicted model, not a curated record. Gene Ontology annotation, molecular function: zinc ion binding; protein binding; oxidoreductase activity. NCBI's taxonomy places the organism in Eukaryota, Metazoa, Chordata, Actinopteri, Clupeiformes, Clupeidae.
CCGGAAACGAAUAUUAGAUGACAGCUAGACAAUACAAUUGUUUUGUGUAUUGUUAGUGACAGACUUAAAGGUCUUGAUUAGACCAUUUUUACGGCAUAUGCAAUCACGUUAACUUAAUUUCGGGUGUCGUUGUUUGUUCGGGGCAGUUGUUUUCGAGGAAAGGAUCAUUCAGCCAUGCUGUCUGACGCAGAUUAUGGUGGCAACGCGUCCGCUGGUCGACAACGGGGGAAAAAGCGAGGAGCAGCGGCAGAACCCACGUCAGGAGACAGCCAGCCCAUGCGGUCCACUGGCAGACAGAGCAACGUCAGGGUGAGGCGAUCCAGCAACAAUAGCAACAAUCCUACUGGACAGGCCAAGAGGAAGGCCACAGACACAGACGAAGAGGACGAUCAGUCAGAGAAAAAGUACAGGAAAUGUGAGAAGGCAGGAUGCCCAGCUACCUAUCCAGUGUGCUUUGCCAGUGCCUCUGAAAGGUGUGCCAAAAAUGGUUACACAUCAAGAUGGUACCACCUCUCCUGUGGCGAGCAUUUCUGCAAUGAGUGUUUUGACCACUACUAUAGAAGUCACAAAGAUGGCUAUGAGAAGUACGCAUCCUGGAAGAGGGUGUGGACUGGGAAUGGUAAAAGUGAACCAAGUCUCAAGGCUUUCAUGGCUGACCAGCAACUUCCCUACUGGGUUCAGUGCACAAAGCCAGACUGUGGCAAGUGGAGGCAGCUCACUAAGGAAAUCCAGCUCACCCCAUCUCUGGUCUCCACCUACCGCUGCGGACUCAAAGUCAAUAACGUCAAGACUGAAGGACCAGACCAGUGCUCUCUUCCAGAGGACAUGCGAGUGGCUGGAGUGAGUGACAGCUGGUGGAACUCCAUGUUGAUCGUGCCCCCGCUGCUGAAGGACAGCCCCGCCAACCCUUUCCUCAUUGCCUACUACCCUGACUGUGUGGGCAUGAGUCCCUCUGCGUCGCCUAGCAACUUUGCCCACGGUGACCUGAGGACAGAACGCAGACGGGUGAUCCAGCCACAGAUUCCAGGUCUGUGUCCGUACUUCCAGCCGUUCUACCAGCCUAACGAAUGUGGCAAGGCUCUGUGUGUGCGGCCAGACAUGAUGGAGCUGGACGAGCUCUACGAGUUUCCAGAAUUUUCUCGUGACCCAACCAUGUACCUUGCCCUGCGAAACCUCAUCCUGGCUGCGUGGCAUCGAGAGUGUAAGGAAGCGCUUACGCCACAGAAGUGUAUCCCCCAUGUGACCAUCCGUGGACUGGUGCGGGUGCGCUGCGUGCAGGAGCUGGACAGAGUCCUCCACUUCAUGACCCGGAAGGGAUUGAUUAACACGGGAGUCUUACUGGUGAAGCAGCCCACUCUGCCAGAACAGUACCACCAAAAGAAGAAAGUGCUGGUUAUUGGUGCUGGAGCAUCAGGAUUGGCGGCAGCGCGGCAACUCAAAAACUUUGGCAUGCAGGUGGUGGUUCUGGAGGCUCAAGACCGGAUUGGAGGCCGCGUCUGGGAUGACCAGUCACUAGGUGUCACUGUUGGACGAGGAGCACAGAUAGUCAAUGGCUGUGUCAACAACCCUAUUGCCCUCAUGUGUGAGCAGCUGGGUGUUAAGAUGCACAAGCUUGGGGACCGAUGUGACCUGCUGCAGGAGGGAGGUGGCACCACAGACCCAGCCAUAGACAAGCGCAUGGACUUCCACUUCAACGCCAUCCUGGACGUGGUCUCUGAGUGGAGGAAGGACAAGUCUCAGCAUCAGGACGCCCCUCUCGGAGAGAAGAUCCAGGAGGUGUAUAAGACCUUCCUUCAAGAGUCAGGAAUCCACUUCAGUGAGCUGGAGGAGAAGGUGUUGCAGUUCCACCUCAGUAACCUUGAGUACGCCUGUGGCAGCACGCUAGAUCAGGUGUCUGCUCGGUCAUGGGAUCAUAAUGAGUUCUUUGCCCAGUUCUCUGGAGACCACACCCUGCUGAGGGAAGGCUACUCCUCUGUGCUCCACAAACUGGCAGUGGGACUGGACAUUCACCUGAAGUCCCCGGUUCAGUCCAUUGACUACUUUGGAGAUGUAGUCAAGGUCACGACUACCAGUGGCUCUCAGUGGACUGCUCAGAAGGUGUUGGUGACCGUCCCACUGGCUCUCCUCCAGAAGGGCAUCAUCCAGUUCUGCCCGCCCCUUCCAGAGAGGAAGCUGAAGGCCAUUCAUAGCCUGGGGGCUGGGGUCAUAGAGAAGAUUGCCCUGCAGUUUCCCUAUAGAUUCUGGGACCGUAAAGUCCAAGGGGCCGACUACUUCGGCCAUGUUCCACCAGUCCCGGAGAACAGGGGGAUAUUUAGCGUGUUCUACGACAUGGACCCAAAGGGUAAACAAAGCGUGCUGAUGUCAGUCCUCACUGGAGAGGCGCUGGCCACUGUCAAAGACAUGGAGGACAAAGAGGUGGCCGACAUGUGCCUGAGGGUCCUGAGAGAACUGUUCCAGGAUCAGGAGGUUCCAGAUUACCAGAAGUUCUUUGUGACCCACUGGAGUCGAGACGCCUGGGCGCAGAUGUCCUACAGCUUCGUGAAGACUGGGGGCAGCGGCGAGGCCUACGACAUCAUCGCGGAGGACGUCCAGGGGAAAGUUUUCUUCGCUGGCGAGGCCACCAACAGGCACUUUCCCCAGACCGUGACUGGAGCCUAUCUCAGUGGGGUUCGAGAGGCCAGUAAAAUCACCGUGCUCUGACGGGCUCUCAGGGAGAACAGUAGCGAUGCGUCAACCUCCAUCUGAAUGUUCUACCGAACAUUCUGGUGCUUUCCAUGGAGAACGCUAGUGAUGAGAGAAGACUGAUGGUUCUGACCCACAAUAACAUUGGUUGUGUACGGGGUGCUUGAGUGGCGACGUUUUCAGGUAGCCACUCUUUUAUGUUCUCGUUUUGAUGAUGUCUGGUUACUCGGCUCUGGAAGGUGAAGUAGCACUUAUUGUGUCAUAUUCAGUGCAAUUAUACAAACAUGGCUCUAUAGGACUGAGUCGGUACAGUGGGAUAUUCUGUUUUCAGUGAUGGAGAGAGAACAUGCUUUUGUUUAGAUAUGUAGGUAAUGCAAGGCAAAAAACAAAUCCACAAAUUAAGGGCUUGUCCAACUUUCUAAUUUAACAUAUAUCAUGACUGAUGUACAUAUAAAGAUUGACUUUAUGAGUUUGUACCUAUUUAUGAUGCUUUGUAAUACACUGUAUAACAAGAAUAAUGCACAUUAUCAAAAUAUAUCAUGUCUUUGUUUCCAACUUG